Molossus molossus (Pallas's mastiff bat) is the source of this 693-nucleotide messenger RNA. It is a transcript of the gene RNF186, whose product is annotated as ring finger protein 186. Gene Ontology annotation, molecular function: ubiquitin protein ligase activity. Gene Ontology annotation, biological process: proteasome-mediated ubiquitin-dependent protein catabolic process; protein K63-linked ubiquitination; protein K29-linked ubiquitination. The record is from RefSeq and is a predicted model, not a curated record. The transcript has a single exon. Gene Ontology annotation, cellular component: endoplasmic reticulum membrane. Bases 1 to 693 code for a protein of 230 amino acids. Lineage: Eukaryota; Metazoa; Chordata; Mammalia; Chiroptera; Molossidae.
AUGGCCUGCCCUGAGGUCCCACAGGCGCCAGCCCCGCACCAGCCCCAGCCCGUCUCGGCGGGAACCACCGGUGCCGCUGCAGGCCCUGCCGGGGGUCAUCACGGCUCCGAGGAUCGUGACCUGGAGUGCCUGGUGUGCCGGGAGCCCUACAGCUAUGUCCGACUUCCCAAGCUGCUAGGCUGCCAGCAUGCCUUCUGUCCUGUCUGCCUGAAGCUCCUGCUGUGCAUGCAGAACGACACCUGGUCCAUCACCUGCCCGCUGUGCCGCACGGCCACCGCCGUCCCCGGGGGCCUCAUCAGCAGCCUGCGUGACCAGGAGGCCGUGGUGGGGCGACUAGCCCGGCCAUGCCCAGAGGUGUGGCUCUGUCCUCAGGAGCUGGUGAAUCCUGCCACCUUGACAGCAGGGCACCCCAGCUUGGCGGGAGAGGAUGGGCAGGAUGUGGCGAGUGCCAACCGCGCGGCAGCCCGGCGCCUGGUGGCACACCUGCUCCUGCUGGCCUUGCUCAUCGUCCUCAUCCUGCCCUUCAUCUACCCUGGCAUCAUGCAGUGGGCACUCACCUUAAUCACCGCCCUGGCGCUGCUGAUGUCCAUCCUCUUCUGCUGUCACCCCCACAGCCAGGGCAGCUGCUGGCCCUGCCCCAGGACUCUCUUCUGCAGAGAGGAGAAACCCAGCGAGAUCUCUUCCGUGGCCUGA